Oncorhynchus mykiss (rainbow trout) is the source of this 4368-nucleotide messenger RNA. Its product is annotated as calpain-1 catalytic subunit. Gene Ontology annotation, molecular function: calcium-dependent cysteine-type endopeptidase activity; calcium ion binding. NCBI's taxonomy places the organism in Eukaryota, Metazoa, Chordata, Actinopteri, Salmoniformes, Salmonidae. Gene Ontology annotation, biological process: proteolysis. Gene Ontology annotation, cellular component: cytoplasm. The record is from RefSeq and is a predicted model, not a curated record.
UUGACGGCACGGAACGUGCGCUACUGCUCGGCUGAACCACCACUGUGCACCGUUUAACGUUACACCCCCCACACACUGUUCUGAGAUUUAUACGAUUCCGUAGUAAACUGGAAGUCUGGCACGUUACUAGGAAAAACAUCAAAGCAGGUGUCUUCAAAGUGCCUGCUCAUAGACUCAAGUAUGUCAGGGGGAAUCUCUGCUAGCAUAGCCACCAGCAGGCUACGAGCCGAGGGAAUGGGCUCCAACGACCACGCCGUACCCUUCCUUAACCAGGACUAUGAGGCUCUGAGGCAGGAGUGUCUGGAGACGGGGUGUCUGUUCCAGGACCCCUCCUUCCUAGCCGAACCUCCCUCUCUGGGCUUCAAGGAACUGGCCCCCUACUCUGCCAAGACCAGGGACGUGGAAUGGAUGAGACCCACGGAGCUGACAGAUGACCCUCAGUUCAUCCUGGGAGGAGCUACCAGAACAGACAUCUGCCAGGGAGCGCUGGGUGAUUGCUGGCUCCUAGCAGCCAUAGCCUCUCUAACCCUUAAUGAGAGGCUGCUCCACCGAGUGGUCCCUCAUGGUCAGUCCUUCCAAGAGGACUACGCUGGGAUCUUCCACUUUCAGUUCUGGCAGUUUGGUGAGUGGGUGGACGUGGUGAUUGAUGACCGGCUGCCGACGAAGAAUGGAGAGCUCAUGUUCGUCCACUCGGCCGAGGGCAAUGAGUUCUGGAGCGCCCUGCUGGAGAAGGCCUACUCCAAGCUGAAUGGUUCCUACGAGGCUCUGUCUGGAGGCAGCACCACAGAAGGUUUUGAGGACUUCACCGGUGGUGUCUCUGAGAUGUACGAUCUCCGGAAGGCUCCACGGGACCUGUACAGGAUCAUCAGCAAAGCCCUGGACAGAGGCUCAUUGCUGGGCUGCUCCAUCGACAUCACCAGUGCCUUUGACAUGGAGUCAGUCACGUUCAAGAAGCUGGUGAAAGGACAUGCUUACUCAGUCACCGGCCUGAAGCAGGUGGACUACCAGGGUCAGGUGGAGAGGCUGAUCAGGGUGAGGAACCCCUGGGGACAGGUGGAGUGGACUGGGGCCUGGAGCGACAAUUCUCCUGAGUGGGAUGAGUUGGAUCCAACUGAGAGAGAGGACCUGCAUCUACAGAUGGAGGAUGGAGAGUUCUGGAUGACGUUCCAGGAGUUCCUGAGGCAGUUUUCCCGUCUGGAGAUAUGCAACCUGACGGCGGACGCUCUGAGUGAGGACGGCCUCAGCCACUGGAACACCAUCAAGUUCCACGGCAUGUGGAGACGGGGGAGUACCGCCGGGGGCUGCCGCAACCACCCCAACACGUUCUGGAUCAACCCCCAGUAUAAGAUCACUCUGCUAGAGGAGGACGACGACCCUGAGGAUGACGAGGUGGCCUGUAGCUUCCUGGUGGCUCUGAUGCAGAAGGAUAGGAGGAGGUACCGGGGACAGGGACAGGACAUGCACACCAUCGGGUUCGCCAUCUACGAGAUUCCAGAAGAGUACAGGGGCUGUCAGAACGUGCACCUAAAGAAAGACUUCUUCCUGACCCACUCAUCCUGCGCUCGCUCGGAGACCUUCAUCAACCUGAGAGAGGUCAGCAACCGUCUCCGUCUGCCUCCAGGAGAAUACCUCAUCGUCCCCUCCACUUUCGAGUCUGGGCAGGAGGCCGACUUUGUCCUCCGAGUCUUCACUGAGAAACAGUCCGAGACAGAAGAGCUUGAUGACAUCAUAUCUGCAGACCUGGAAGAUGAGGACCACAUCAGUGAAGAUGACGUCGACGAAGCUUUCAGAUCCAUGUUUGCUCAGCUUGCAGGAGAGGACAUGGAGAUAUCUGUCCGUGAGCUCAGGACCAUCCUGAACCGGGUGGUGACUAGACACAAAGACCUGAAGACAGACGGUUUCAGUAUGGAGUCCUGUAGGACCAUGGUCAAUCUCAUGGAUAAAGAUGGCAGUGCCCGUCUCGGCCUGAUAGAGUUCCAAAUCCUCUGGAAUAAGAUCAGGAAGUGGCUGGUCAUCUAUAGAGAAUAUGACAUGGACAAGUCAGGAUCCAUGAGCUCCUAUGAGAUGCGACUUGCUGUGGAGUCGGCAGGUUUUAAACUGAACAACAGGCUGAAUCAGGUCCUGGUGGCUCGCUAUGCUGAGAACGAGGCCAUAGACUUUGACAACUUCAUCUGCUGUCUGGUCAAACUGGAAGCCAUGUUUAGAUCUUUCCAGCAACUAGACAAAGAGGGAGAAGGUGUGGCUGAGAUGAACAUCACUGAGUGGCUUUAUAUGACCAUGUGUGGUUGAAGAGGACCAGUCUUAUCCCAGGAGACAGAACAGCCAAGUGCCCGGCAGAGUGGCUCUUCCCUGGGACCAUGAAGAGCUCCCUAGCCUUACUGUCCUCUGCCUGAUCCUGGACUAUAGGGCUGACCUGUACUGUGCUGACUCAGAUGUUUUAUUUCCACAUUGUCCUUUCCAGCACGGCUCCAGCUACUAUGGUGACAGCAUAACCAGUUCGGUUCAGUUCGGCCCUAUAGUGUGAAUCAGUUACUCCUGCCAAUCUACACUACAGCACGCCACCUCACCCACGCCACCUCAGCCUGCCAAUCUACACUACAGCACGCCACCUCACCCACGCCACCUCAGCCUGCCAAUCUACACUACAGCACGCCACCACACCCACGCCACAUCAGCCUGCCAAUCUACACUACAGCACACCAGAUCACCCACGCCACCUCAGCCUGCCAAUCUACACUACAGCACGCCACCACACCCACGCCACAUCAGCCUGCCAGCUACAUUACAGCACACCCACACCACCUCAGCCUGCCAGCUACAUUACAGCACACCCACUCCACCUCACCUCACCCACGCCAGCUACAUUACAGCACUCCCACUCCACCUCAGCCUGCCAGCUACAUUACAGCACACCCACGCCACCUCACCCACUCCACCUCACCCACGCCACCUCACCCACUCCACCUCACCCACUCCACCUCACCCACGCCACCUCACCAGCUACAUUACAGCACUCCCACCCCACCUCAGCCAACCCCAUAUAGCAGUGAGGGUACUAUUAGCCAUGUAAUGCAGGUUGAGACUGUUCCAAGCUAAAGACCACACACCCCAUGCUACAGAGGUUACUUAGCUAUACAAAAUGUUGGAAUUGUUCGAUAGAAAACAGUCACUGUAGAACUGUAGAUAUGUCUGUAAACAGCAUGGAUCACAGUAUAACUUGUAUUGAAGACAUUAUUUGACUAUGCCCAGUAGAGGGCAGUAUUGACUAGUCUCAGAUCUGGUGUGUUGUUAUCAUGUUACUGCAGUUGUAGAAUGUUACUGUGUAUGAGGAAAUACAGUAUUUUAGUUAUUGAACUGAACACUCAAGUGUAUAACUGAUCUGGCUGAAAGUAUAGCAAAUCAUAGUUUUAUGGGUUUUAAAUAUUUCAUAUUCUGAUAUUAUUUUAGACACUGACCAAGUGGAUUGGAUUUACAAUGCAGAUUAAAGGGAUGGUUGAUGGUUGAUUUUGGGGCAGAUUAAAGGGAUGGUUGAUGGUUGAUUUUGGGGCAAAUUAAAGGGAUGGUUGAUGGUUGAUUUUGGGGCAAAUUAAAGGGAUGGUUAAUGGUUGAUUUUGGGACAGAUUAAAGGGAUGGUUGAUGGUUGAUUUUGGGACAGAUUAAAGGGAUGGUUGAUGGUUGAUUUUGGGACAGAUUAAAGGGAUGGUUGAUGGUUGAUUUUGGGACAGAUUAAAGGGAUGGUUCAUGGUUGAUUUUGGGGCAAAUUAAAGGGAUGGUUGAUGGUUGAUUUUGGGGCAAAUUAAAGGGAUGGUUAAUGGUUGAUUUUGGGACAGAUUAAAGGGAUGGUUGAUGGUUGAUUUUGGGACAGAUUAAAGGGAUGGUUGAUGGUUGAUUUUGGGACAGAUUAAAGGGAUGGUUGAUGGUUGAUUUUGGGGCAGAUUAAAGGGAUGGUUCAUGGUUGAUUUUGGGGCAGAUUAAAGGGAUGGUUGAUGGUUGAUUUUGGGGUAUUAUUAAUCUUACCUUGAGUUGUCUAUAUGGAUUAAUUAUAACUAAAACCAAAAGGAAGCUGUGAGAGAAAGAGUCCAACAUAAUAAUGAAAUCAAGCAAUGCCUACUGUCUAACAAAAUGUCUAACAAGCUGUCUCUGCCUAUAAUGAGACACAGCUCUUAGUGACAUUUCAUAACAUAUUUCAAAGAAGUAGAUAAAAUAUCACUUUUAUUUAUCUCUAUUAUUUCUGAUUCCAUCUAAUAUCCACAUGUUGCUGUUAGAGAAGUUCUGAUUGUAUCAAUCCUGUCUCCAAAAGUUAGUGAUUGUGAAUGUAGGGUGUGCCUUCAAUAAAGACAUGUUCAUGUUAACUAAACUCUUGUGAAU